UGUGGUAAAUAUUGAUACGCGUGGUCAGUGAGGUGCGCAAUGUUCAUUCCUUUUUCCACCCUAUAUAAGGACUAUGCUAAGCAUCAGGUGCAGUACAGAGUUAUAGUUGAGCUCAGAGGAAUAACACAGACAGUGGACGAGGUUGAGAAAAUUUAUUUUGUGAAACUUUUUACCACAAUCCCCUUCGAACGUUCCUGUUUUUUGCAGUCAUGGUGUCACAGAAGAGCUCACUUUUGCCGCCAAAUCUCAGCCUUAUGCUGGCUAUGUUGGUUGUCUUGGGGUGUGUGUCUUCAGUUUUUGCUCAAGUAACUUUCAGCCGAGAUUGGAAUGCCGGAAAGCGUGGCUUCGAAUCUGUUCCCAGUGACUGUGGUGCUACAGUGCGAACCAUCGUCACACUCUGUGGUGCCAUUGCGAAAAACGCCCAUCAAUUGUCUAUGUGUGAGAUGAAAUCCAUCCUCCAUGGUCUGCACGAUGAUGAUGCAUCAGGAAGUUUUCUCCUGCAUAAAUAAAUUUUCUCAAGAAUUUUUACGGAGCAGCAAUAAGGCUCAAACACACACACGCUUUCCUACACACAAAAAAGUAAAAUAAAAUGCAGGAAAUGGCUUUGAUAAGGGAUAAAAAAAAUAUGACGAAAAUCUUUGGCAAAUGAUCAAUGGACUAUGAGAAUGAAAAUCCCUCUAUAUGUGUUGUCCACAGUCUGUAAUUUAAUAAAAUAACUUGAGAAUAGAUUUGAAGAAAAAAAAG
Lutzomyia longipalpis is the source of this 744-nucleotide messenger RNA. RefSeq names its product adipokinetic hormone/corazonin-related peptide-like. The record is from RefSeq and is a predicted model, not a curated record. NCBI's taxonomy places the organism in Eukaryota, Metazoa, Arthropoda, Insecta, Diptera, Psychodidae. Gene Ontology annotation, molecular function: hormone activity. Bases 210 to 509 code for a protein of 99 amino acids. Gene Ontology annotation, cellular component: extracellular region. The transcript has 3 exons.